Messenger RNA from Delphinapterus leucas (beluga whale), 1646 nucleotides. Lineage: Eukaryota; Metazoa; Chordata; Mammalia; Artiodactyla; Monodontidae. The record is from RefSeq and is a predicted model, not a curated record.
AAAGGGGCACAAGGGAAAUGUCGGGGAUGCUGACUAUGUCCUUAUCUUGACUGUGGUGAUGGUUUCAGGGGAGUAUAUGUAUGUCAAAACUCAUCACAUUGUAGCCUACAACAUGUGCGUUUUAUUGUAUGUCAGUUAUACCUCUAUAAAGCUGUUUAGAAAAAGCCACAGUCCUCAACCUACAGACGUUCCCAGUUGGGAAGUGAGGGGAGGCAUAUACAGACAUAAAAGCAGAAGCAAUAGGCCAUGAAGCAAUUAAUUUUAGAGGAAGAGAUGGGGAAGGGAAGAGAAUGCCCAGUGGAAGGAACAGCAGAACCAAUGGCUAGGGGUCAGGGUGAGUGGGUAGGGCUGGACCCUUGCUCAGAGGGGCUUGAACCCAGCUGGGUGGUGGGAGGUGAAGUUAGAGAGCUGGUUUGGGCAGAAGCUUUUCCUUCUCUCCUUCUAUUCUUCGACCACUUGGCUGCCUGUCUCCUGUCACUGGAAGAGCCUCCUCCCUACCUCCUGCCACCCUCCUUCCCACUGAGACCACACAACGGUCAGAGAGAGGCCUGGGGCAGACCCCACGGGCCUCAGCCCUCACCUUGUGGCCUCCCACAGGAAGGGGCCCUCGACCUUCUGAAGAAGCUGAACAGCUGGCAGAUGUCCAUCCAGCUACUCCAGACCACCAGGAUUGGAGUUGCCGUGAAUGGGGUCCGCAAGCACUGCUCUGACAAGGAGGCGGUGUCCUUGGCCAAAGUCCUCGUCAGAAAGUGGAAGCAGCUGUUGGCACCUCCUAAAGGAGAAAAAGGAGAGGAAAGAGUAAAAGCAAAGAAGAAGGAAAAAGGGCUUGGCUGUUCAGAUUGGAAGCCAGAGACAAGCCUUUCUCCACCAAGGAAAAAACGAGUGGAAGAGCCCAAAGACAGGAGAGACUCUGUGGACUCCAAGUCUUCGGCCACCUCCUCUCCAAAAAGACCAUCGAUGGAAAGAUCAAACAGUGGCAAAUCGAAAGGAGAGACUCCCAGAACACCCAGCAGCCCCUCGAGCCCCACCUUUGCCCCUUCUGUCUGCGUCCUGGCACCCUGCUAUCUCACGGGGGACUCUGUCCGGGACAAGUGUGUGGAGAUGCUCUCUGCAGCCCUGAAGGCGGAUGACGAUUACAAGGACUAUGGGGUCAACUGUGACAAGAUGGCAUCAGAAAUCGAAGACCGUAUCUACCAGGAGCUCAAGAGCACAGAUAUGAAGUACCGGAACCGCGUGCGCAGCCGCAUCAGCAACCUCAAGGACCCCAGGAACCCCGGCCUGAGGCGGAACGUGCUCAGCGGGGCCAUCUCCUCUGGGCUCAUUGCCAAGAUGACGGCAGAGGAAAUGGCCAGUGAUGAGCUGAGGGAGUUGAGGAACGCCAUGACCCAAGAGGCCAUCCGUGAGCACCAGAUGGCCAAGACAGGCGGCACCACCACCGACCUCUUCCAGUGCAGCAAAUGCAAGAAGAAGAACUGCACCUAUAACCAGGUGCAGACACGCAGUGCUGAUGAGCCCAUGACUACCUUUGUCUUAUGCAAUGAAUGUGGCAAUCGCUGGAAGUUCUGCUGAUAGAACCACCAGCCAGGAUUUCAGUGAACAAGGUGAGGAAGAACAAAGAGAAAGCACUAAGCCAUCGUAACUGGAGA